Molecule: messenger RNA, 1536 nt
Organism: Pestalotiopsis fici W106-1
Lineage: Eukaryota; Fungi; Ascomycota; Sordariomycetes; Amphisphaeriales; Sporocadaceae
Exons: 7
Coding region: 1-1536 (511 amino acids)
Biological process (GO): carbohydrate transport; transmembrane transport
Cellular component (GO): membrane
Molecular function (GO): carbohydrate:proton symporter activity
Source: RefSeq, a predicted model, not a curated record
AUGACGAUAAUGGAGAGCCUCCAGAAGAAUAGAGCGGCGAUUGCCGUCUCAGCAGCCGUCAAUGUCGGUUCAUGCCUCUUUGGUUUCGACACAGGUGUCGCCGGAGGCGUCGUAGCUCUAAAAAGCUUCAAAGACGAGUUCAACUUGGCAUCAUCGACAGCUGUAUAUGCAGAAGCAUCUUCCAACAUCAUUGCCCUGUUAAACGCUGGCGCCUUCUUUGGAACAUUUAUACCGCCAAUACUGAACAAGUACCUCGGUCGAAAGAUAAUGCUUGCUAUCGCCGGAGCUUUCUUUCUUGUGGGUGGCAUCCUCCAAGUUGCCGCUUCAGGCCCGACCUUGGGCUUGAUUUACGCUGGAAGAAUCGUCGCUGGACUUGGAGUUGGCAUGAUUUCGAAUGUCGCGCCAGUCUUUGUUGCGGAAGCAGCCCCGAAACAUCUCCGUGGGAUAAUGAUGUCGCUCUUCGAAAUGUUUCUCGUCAGCGGGGGCAUGUUGGCCUAUUGGACGACCUAUGGCUGCUCCGUACACCUCGACUCGAAUGCGACUCAAUGGCGGACUCCAUUGUCGCUACAGAUCAUUCUUGCAGCACUUGUCAUGAUUACAACCUUUUUUAUCCCCGAAUCGCCUCGUUGGUUGGCGAAGCAGGACAGAUACGAUGAGGCUACAAAGAGUCUCUGCUAUCUAAGGAAUGCGACUCCUGAUUGUAGUGAGAUAAUUGGUGAAAUGGCAGAGAUUCGUGCUCAGAUACACGAAGAGAUGGCUCAAACACAAGGUCGCACGAUACGAGAGCUCUUUGAGUCAAGGAAUCUAGCCAGACUGAUGUGGGCGCUCGGAGUUGCUAAUAAGAAAUCUAGGUGGUGUGGACAUAAUGCUAUCCUGUAUUAUGGGCCGACCGUCUUUGCACAGAUCGGAUACACUGGGCAGAACGCUGCACUCAUGGCGUCAGGAGUCUUCACAUGCAUCAAAUUUGCUAGCACAAUUGUUUUCAUUGUCGGCGGCGUGCACAUAUUCAAGAGAAAAACUCUCAUGGUCGCUGGCGCCUUCUUUAUGGGUGUAUUUCUUUUUGGGCUCGGAGCGGUACUGAAAACCCAUCCUCCGACUGCGGAAGGCAAUGGUGCCGGAUCUCCAUCCGCACAGGGCAUGAUGGCCUUGAUUUAUCUAUUCGUCGUGGCAUAUUCUGUGUCAUGGGGGCCUCUGCAGUGGAUAUACAUUGGCGAAAUCUUUCCCACCCGCAUACGCGACUACGGCAUGGGUAUUGGUGCAGCAAACAUUUGGCUUUGGAAUUUUGUGGUUUCGAAAAUCACCCCCAUCUCAAUACUACACAUUGGCUGGAGAACGUGGAUGGUAUUUGGCACCCUGAAUGCUGUUGCAGCGAUCUUUGCCUGGCUACUCCCUGAAACCAAGGAUCUGUCAUUAGAGCAGAUGGAUGUCUUGUUUGGAGUGGUCGACGAGAGUAAACGCCAGCAGGAUAUCGAAAAUAACCUGCAGGGGACAAGAGUUGAAAAAUUAUUGCCACUCAAUGAAGUAAAAUCGGGUUGA